AUGGAUGCUAGCAAAGACACGUGUGUGAUAAUGGUAUAUCGUACUGACAGUACACAGAUUACAGUCUACAAUGACACCUCAGCAAAACCAGUAGAACUCGGCGAGUACAUAGCAACCACACCCAGUGGUGAUGCCAUACUACUCGCUAUGAAUGAAGACCAAAAAAAGAGGAUCAGGCAGCAAUAUGUCUACCUGGUCAACAACCUGACAGACCCGAGGAAUACAGGGCUGGUUGAACACCUGUACCAAGAUGGCGUGAUUGAGGAGAGGGAUCGCCAGAUUGUGGAGAGUAAACCAGCGACAAAAGACGCCAUAAAACAUCUGCUAGAUGCCGUGAUGAACUCACAACAAAAUGGUGCAUUUGAUUGCUUCCUCAAACUUUUAAACGAAUAUGGACAAGACUACCUGGUGAAUGUUUUAAAACAAAGUGCAAGUUCUGAUGAAAUAGGGUUGUGUGACGUGUGUCCAGAAGACAGUAAAUCCCCUGCUAUCUCCGUCUGUGUGGACUGCAACGAACGCAUGUGUUCUGCGUGUGCUGGCUAUCAUAGGAGGACAAGGGUCUCAAAGGAGCACACACUGAAAGACUUGACACCUGUCCUCACAGACAAAUGUCAGGUACACCCAUCACUUUAUCUUAAAUAUUACUGUCCCCAAUGUGACGCCCUGAUCUGCGAGCAAUGCAAGGUGGAUACACACAAAGGACACGCAGACGCUUGGAAAGACGCUAUAACAGCGGCCGAGGAUUUAAAAUUGAAAGUGAACGAAAUUAUUGAUGAUAUCAAAAAUAUCACUCUCAACAAAUCUUUGAUAGAAAAAGAAGAACAGAAACAGCUAGCCGACUUGGACAAGCAAAGACAACGAGUUAAACAAGCUGUUGAGACACGAGAAGACGAACUUUACAAGCUGGUGAAAGGCUGUGCUGAAAAAGUCAAGGAAGAUGUGGACAAAGCAUAUUUCGACAUAAAACUUCAGUUGCAGACCGCCAAUAAAAUAGCAUCUCUCGAAAAACAACUCAAAGCUUACGAGAGUAUGGUGAACGACGCUUCUAUCUCUAGUUUAGUUAAACAUCACUUGGAAUGGGAGACAUCGCUGAAGGAAAUAAUGGAGACACAUUCCCCCACCUGUCCUGUGCCCACGCUAAGAUUUCAAACCACCACUUGGGCAGAAACAGCCAUACAGAAGGCAAUGGGUGAGGUUGUUACAGGCGACAUCACGCCGACUUUGAUCACACAACAUCAACUUCAGUGUUCAAAGGAUCCAGAAGAGUUCCCCAUAGUUCUGGACAGCAUGCCUGGUGGUGAUGUCGUGGUGGCGACGGGGUGUGCAGCUGAUACAACCAAGCAUCGUAUCAUCAUAUGUUCCUCCACAGGGGUCAUCAAGAACGAGAUCAAUGUUACGGGGCUGUACGGACUGACAGGACUACGUGACGGUACAAUAGCAGCCAGUGUUAUUGACGGCAGCACACAGGAAGUGAGGAUAUAUACUACAGACGGUGCUGUCAAGUCAUUGUUCAAGUGCAGCAAACCCGGUCGUAUUACAGUGAAUCACGAAGGUAAUUUGGUCGUGAUGGAUGCUAACUCAGACACAUGUGAUAAGGUAAUGUUAUACCGUACUGAUGGUACACAGAUAAGAGUAUUCACUGACACCUCUGCGAAACCAGUAAAACGCACCAAGUAUAUAACAACCACACCCAGUGGUGACGUCAUAGUGUCAGAUCCCAAUGACUGCUGUAUACGUGUCUACACACCUGAAGGUCAGCUACAGUACACGUACGGUGGGGAGGGCGUCAUGAAGAGUUCGGAUGGUGUCUGUGUGGAUGAAAAUGGAACCAUUUUUAUCUCCGACUUUCUUGCUAACAACAUCCACCAGGUGUCUCAUGCUGGACAGUUCAUGCGAGAUGUGCUGACAGACAAGGAUGGACUGUGGGGACCCCUGGACGUGUGUAUAAGCCAGGAAGGUCACCUCGUGGUAGCGCAAGUGGACGGAUGGAUGAAGACAUACAAGAAUAAGUAG
Messenger RNA from Lingula anatina, 2013 nucleotides. RefSeq lists its product as uncharacterized. Gene Ontology annotation, biological process: proteasome-mediated ubiquitin-dependent protein catabolic process; protein polyubiquitination. NCBI's taxonomy places the organism in Eukaryota, Metazoa, Brachiopoda, Lingulata, Lingulida, Lingulidae. Gene Ontology annotation, molecular function: zinc ion binding; ubiquitin protein ligase activity. The record is from RefSeq and is a predicted model, not a curated record.